CUUUCACCCUUUUCAUUCCCUCUUGGCGCUUGCUGCUUUAUUCUGACCUUUUACCGUUCGCCUUCCCAGCCAACAAAGAACAGAUCGAUCCUCAGCAGCAACGUGUCAAAAUGCAGACCUCACAGACACCCUUCGUACCGGAUCUCGAUUUAAGCCCGCCAACAAGCUGGUCAAAGCCCGCGAGCGCACUCGGUCUCUCGAACUCAUUGAACAACCUAUCACAGACACAGCAAGUCCAGCGACUGCAGCAACAAAUCGAACGGCACCGACAGCUGCAGCGUAAUACACUACAUGGGUACAGUUCUACUAAGAUGAUCAACGCCCAUGACGGAAAUCGAGAUAGUAAUACCGAUCCAUCAACCCAGGAUUCUGAGCAGCUAAGGCACCAUGGGGGGACAUCCAUACCCUGCCAAGGUGCCAGUGAGCCAAGUCACUGGGACUCUCAACACAGGCAUUCGUUCCAUCCCGGUAAAGUUGGUUCUGCUAGCGGAGGAGAUGUACAGCACAUCAACGUCCAAAAUAUGGACGGUGACAGCGAUAUGAGCGGCGAUGACCGAGACGGUCAGACGAGCCACGAGGAUCUGGAACGGAGAAGUAAUAGUAGUCGAGGAAGCAGCUAUAGCGACAACAAAGGGUUUUACAUCAACAGAACGUCGCCCAACAACCAUAUCUUUCAUCACCACCGGAGCCCGUCGAGCCUACACAACACUCAUGGCUUUGGGGGUCUCCAGGGGUUCACGCCCAUUAGCCCCGGACCCUCUAUCUCAGCAUCCUCGUAUGGCUCUUUUACUUCAGAUGGGAAUAGCUUUAGUGCCCCGGUGUUCUCGUCUGGACUGCUGGCUCACCACAAACAGGGUGUGGGGCAUCAUUACGACGGACAGAGUCUUCCAUACCAGGGCAAUCAUCAUGCCGGCCUUACUGGUAGUGGCGGUGUGGGCCGCGUCGAAUCCAUGCCGCUCCACCCACAGAGUCUUCCUGCGAUCUUUCAGAAUCAGGCCAUGACUACCAGCACAUUCGUUCCUGGCGGACAGAACGAUAGCAGUAGCAACAGUAACGGCAAUGGAGUUUCCUUGAGCACGUUCACAUCAGCACUUGGGCAGCAGCUUCAACUUGAGCGCUUACAGCAGCAGCAGCAACAGCAGCAACAGCAGGAUCAGCAGCAACAGCAGCAGCAACCAUCCACUCCACAGGACGAAGGUUCCCUGCAUCGCCCAGGCACCAUGACAAAACCGAUUCUUCCACCGGCUCCACGUUCUCUACCCGCGCGUCCACCACAGGCAAGCGCUCCUCGACGAUAUCUGGGUCGUCAGGCACGUAAGCCCAUCAUCAAAACUAUCGUCACUGAGACUGCCACACCAGAACGUCGCAUGGCGCAUAUUUUCUCGGAGCAGAAGCGGCGCGAGAAGAUCAAUGAUGGAUUCGAGGAGCUCAGGAGCGUCAUUCCUGACUGCGCGGACAACACGGAUACCAAGGCGACAAUUUUGAGAAAAGCCGUCGAUCGCAUCCUGGAGUUGGAAAGAGAAAUUCGCAGACACGUCGACCUGUACAACAAUGCUCGAGAUAGCCACGACGAGAAGGAUGACUAA
Messenger RNA from Gamsiella multidivaricata, 1586 nucleotides. RefSeq lists its product as uncharacterized. Gene Ontology annotation, molecular function: protein dimerization activity; DNA-binding transcription factor activity. The transcript has 3 exons. Gene Ontology annotation, cellular component: RNA polymerase II transcription regulator complex. Gene Ontology annotation, biological process: positive regulation of transcription by RNA polymerase II. NCBI's taxonomy places the organism in Eukaryota, Fungi, Mortierellomycota, Mortierellomycetes, Mortierellales, Mortierellaceae. The record is from RefSeq and is a predicted model, not a curated record. Bases 111 to 1586 code for a protein of 491 amino acids.